AGGUAACCCUUUAUGAUUUGGAUGGUGAUGCUGUGGAAACUUUAAUUGAUUUUUGUUACACUAGUCAAAUAAUAGUAGAAGAAUGCAAUGUUCAAAAUCUGCUUCCUGCUGCUUGUUUAUUACAACUUACCGAAAUCCAGGAUGUCUGUUGUGAAUUUCUAAAACGUCAGUUAGACCCAUCGAAUUGUCUAGGCAUCCGAGCAUUCGCAGACACACAUGCAUGCAGAGGAUUAUUGCGCGUAGCUGACAAAUUUACACAUUUAAACUUCCUUGAAGUAGUAGAAUCUGAAGAAUUCCUAUUACUGCCAGUUAGUCAUCUUGUGGAUAUUUUAAGUUCAGAUGACUUGAAUGUUAAUUCAGAAGAACAAGUUUAUUAUGCUGUUAUGCGUUGGAUGCAUCACAAUCUAUCUGAUCGUCGGGGAUACUUAUCUUACCUAUUGGAACAUGUACGAUUACCUCUUCUCAGUCCUAAAUUUCUAGUUGGUACUGUUGGUACAGAUUUAUUAGUUCGUUCAGAUGAACGAUGUCGUGAUUUAGUUGAUGAAGCAAAAGAUUAUCUAUUAUUACCCCAAGAACGUCCAUUGAUGCAGGGUCCACGUACUAAACCUAGGAAAAUUUUACAAGGUGGUGAACUUCUGUUUGCUAUUGGUGGAUGGUGUUCAGGGGAUGCAAUCGCUUCAGCUGAACACUAUGAUUCACGUACUCAUAAAUGGCAUCUUGUUGCACCAAUGCAUAAAAGACGUUGUGGUGUCGGUGUUGGAGUUGUUUAUGAUCUUCUAUACGCUGUUGGUGGACACGAUGGACAUAGUUAUCUGAAUUCAGUUGAAAGAUAUGAUCCGCAUACAAAUCAAUGGUCAUCAGAUAUAGCUUCAACUAGUACUUGUCGUACAAGUGUUGGUGUGGCUGUGUUAAAUGGUUCAAUGUAUGCUGUUGGUGGGCAAGACGGUGUAUCCUGUUUAAAUUUUGUUGAAUGCUAUGAUCCAAAUGUAAAUAAAUGGCUUAAGGUAUCCAGUAUGACUACUCGACGUCUAGGCGUUGGUGUUGCAGUUCUAAAUGGUCAGUUAUAUGCUGUUGGUGGUUCAGAUGGUCAACAACCUCUUUCGUCAGUGGAACACUUCGAUCCUCGUGUUGGAACAUGGCAUCAGAUAUCAUGUAUGGGUACUAAGCGUAAACACUUAGGAGUGGCGGUGUAUAACGGUCUAAUAUACGCAGUAGGUGGAAGAGAUGAAGCGACAGAAUUAUCGUCUGUCGAAUGUUUGGAUCUACGUACUCGUACUUGGACUCCAGUUGUAGCAAUGACAUCAAGGCGUAGUGGAGUUGGCCUAGCCGUAGUGAAUAAUCAACUGAUUGCUAUUGGUGGAUUCGAUGGGGCAACAUAUUUAAAAUCUGUUGAACUGUACGACCCGGAUGCAAAUUGUUGGUCUGUACGUGGUAGUAUGAAUUCUAGACGUUUAGGCGGUGGUGUUGGUGUUGUGCGACUAGCUAAUCCGUAUAUCAGUUUGAACAGUACGUCAUUCAUCAAUACUAAUAAUAAUAAUAACAAUUGUGGUGUUUCAGGCUGUAUCUCUAGUUCUACUACUAAUACCAAUGUGACAAGUAGUAAUAACAGCAUUAUAAAUGAUGAUUCGCUUGGUCUUUCUAUGACUGACUCAAUAUUCCCACCAGGUUUACCAGUUUCCACAACUACUGGUUGUCCUCACGGCGUGAACAACAACGCCAGUGCUAGUAAUGAUAACACUAAUAAUAAUAAUAAUAGCAGUAUCAGUAAUGCAGCUUGCCAAAUCAUGCCUAGGAACCUUACCAACUCAACAGUUAUCUCCACAAUGAAUGGUAGUAGUAUUAGUAGUAAUGGUGGUCCAACGGCAACAUCAAUGUCCGGCCAAAUAAAUGUUUCGAGUACCAGAUCGAAUAGUACAUUUUAUUUUAAAAUUGAUGAAGCUACAGGACAAUAACAGGUUAAUGAAAACAGCUCUUUACUUCAACCCUUUCUAUUACAACAACCGCACGAGCUUUGGCGAUUUCUUCGUGUAAAUUACUUGUAUGUAUUUCAUCAUCCACCAUAUAAACUAUGCUACUAUUCUCUUAUGAGUUAUAUUAUUCUUUGUGAUUGUACAUGGAAUUGCCCUCACUCCUCUAUCUCUUUUGUAAAAGCAUACUUUUACUCUAUCCGUAAAUAGCAUAUCUGUUGAUUUGUUUGUUUUUUCUUCUGGUCAUGUAGCGUAUAAUUAAUGUAUGCGUAUAUGCUUGCGCUGCUGUCUGUUGCGCAUUUCAUUCUUUUUCUUUUCAAUACUUUUGUUACUUAUGAGUAGCUUAGAAAUGUUCGGGAAAAAUAUUUGUCUAUGCAAUUUUUCAUCGUUAUUUGUUUGCCAUAGGAUGAAAUAUGAACUAAUGUUGUAUGAAAUAAAUUGAAUUUCAAAUCAUAUGUAUGUUCUCCACGAUUGUUUUAUAUUUAUACAGUUGUACUUGUCAA
Heterobilharzia americana is the source of this 2470-nucleotide messenger RNA. The record is from the annotation of a GenBank genome assembly. Lineage: Eukaryota; Metazoa; Platyhelminthes; Trematoda; Strigeidida; Schistosomatidae.